CGAGUCAUCUGGGAGUUGGUGCUAGAGCUUAUAGUGAGUAGUGACGGCUGUCGGGCUGUGUAGCCUGUGUUCAAUGUGUUGGAUUGCUGGUAAGGUUUAAAUUGAGGGAUAGUUUUGACUCGAUGCUUAAUUUAACUACUAGUAUUCGCAGUUAGAGUUACGAGGUGUCCGCAUUCAACAAAUUGGUCGAUUUAAAUUCAUUGUUCCCUGCUUUCGAUAUGGAGUAUGAAGAAUUUUUUGAAGUUGGCGAUGAUGAAACUCCAGAAGAAGAGGAGAACAUUGACUACGAGUCACAGGCCCACAGAGCCCGCAACUACCAGCUGGAGCUCUAUGAACAUGCCAAAAGCAAUAACUCCAUCCUGGUCCUGGGAACAGGUUCAGGGAAAACUUUCAUCGCCAUCCUACUCAUCAAACACCUUGCUAAUGAGCUACGUGGCGAUUUCCCUGUUAAAGCCAAGCGCACAAUAAUGGUUGCAAACACCGUGCCCUUGGUGCGGCAACAGGCCAAGGCAAUACGAGAGCAUCUUGGCGGCUUUAAGGUGGCUCAAUAUGAUGGCAGCAUGAAUGUUGACAGUUGGAACGAAGAAAAGUGGCUUCAAGAGAUGCGGGAAAAUGAAGUUCUGGUGAUGGUGAGCCAGAUAUUCCUUGAUAUGCUGAACAAGCACUUCAUCUCCUGGGACCAGGUGAAUCUGUUGAUUGUGGAUGAAUGCCAUCAUGCGACUGGCAACCACCCCAUGCGCGAAAUCAUGAGGCAUUACUAUUCCCUUUACCACACUCUCACUCCGGCCAACACUCCCCGGAUACUUGGCCUGACUGCCUCCGUCAUCCAGAAGAAAUGUAAAGCUCACGAGCUAACUAAACUCUUCUCGGAUCUCGAAGAAACCAUGGGAUGCCAUCUUAUAACAACUGUGCAUCACGAGGAGGUGCUGAAGUUCACUACAAAGCCCCGGGAGAUCGUAAUCUGCUAUGAUAAUCAAAGGUUUUCUCCUCUAUCAGACCACUGUAAAACAGUGGUGAGCAAAUUGAACAGCAUGAUGACAGAAUUUGAGAAUAAGGAAUUUGACCGCAAAGAAAAGAAGCUCCUAUGUCGUGUCCUUCGGAACAUAGGGAUCGCCAUUGAAGACCUGGGUGAAUGGUGCGGAAGUCAGGCCAUCAAGUAUGAGAUUGAAAAUUUCGAGGAAGAAGCUGAAGAAGAAGUCACAGAUCUCCGCUAUUUAUUGAUAGUUAUUCAAGCACGACUUGAACCAAUCCAGAAAGUGUGUCGCGAGGCCGAGGUACUUUACGACGACCUCGAGCCGUACAUGAGCCACCAUGUCGCCAAGUUUCUUGAGUUGUUGCGGCUCACUUCCCAGAAUUGUGAGAUAUACGCUCUCGUGUUCGUGAAAACCCGAGCUACCGCUUUCCUACUCACUGAACUUCUGAAGAAAUUGCAAUCAAGAGGCGGCGUCUACAAAGACAUUAAUGCUCGUUGCGUCGUUGGAUGCAAUGCCGGCGGACGCUCUUCGAGCGACAUAGCUCGUUCGUGUAGAAGUCUUGCUAAACAAACUGAGACUCUGAAUGCUUUCCGUGCAGGUGAAUUUAACGUUCUCGUUUGCACCAGUGUCUUGGAGGAAGGCGUCGACAUUCGAAAGUGCAAUCUUGUGGUUCGCUUUGAUGAGCCUGGAAACUUUCGGUCCUUUGUUCAAUCGAAAGGUCGAGCGCGUGCCGAGGACUCGAUGUAUGCCUUGCUGGUCGGCCCUGAUAGCAAACUGCCCGGUGAGCUCGAACUUUACCGCAGUUUGGAGAAAGAGUUCCGGCAUGUAUGUCGAAAUAGAGCUCAUCCCCUGCCAGAAGAAAUAUUAAAGUCUUUUAAUGAUGACCUCCUGCCACCGUACAUGCCAUCCGGCUUAAAGGGGCCUCGCAUCACUUCGGCGUCUUGCUUGACUGUGAUUUACAAGUAUUGCGAUCAGCUGCCACAUGAUCGCUUCACCUCACUUGCGCCUAAAAUCGUUGUUCGUGAGGUGGAUGAACUCUUCGUAGCUACACUGGAACUGCCUCUCAGUUCACCGUGUAAGCACACAAUCAGAGGAAAGCCCAUGGAAAAUCGUGAAUGGGCCAAAAAGCAGGUCGCCCUGGAGAUGUGUCGGUUGCUUCACGAGUGUGGUGAGCUUAAUGAUUCGCUAAUGCCCCUCAAGAAACCUAAGAUCUGCGAAGAGAUGAUGAAAUCCAUCAUUGGCGACGAUGAUGAGGAGGACGACGUUCGCGGGAAAGUUGGUUCGAAGAAGCGUCGCCAGAUCUACAAACGAAGCGUUUGCGAGGCUUUUUCAACUGAGCCAAAAACUGUGGGCGCCUGUUAUUUGUACCGCCUGCGCCUCGAUCAUGCAGUUCGAGUAGAGAACUGUGAGAAGUUCGAUGGCGACUACAGCUUGGGUCUCUGCACUGGUCAACCCAUCGUGCCUGCCACUUUCCCUCUCUACAAUAACAAGUGGGGGCAAAUCAAGGUGAGUACGGAACUUGUGAAGUCCUUCAGUUUGUCAGCUGCCGACCUGGAAAAUAUCAAAGCGUUCAACAAAUUUUUGUUCGGCUUUAUGCUUGACAUUCGCAGCGAAGUUAUGGAGCAAAGCGAAGAAAGUGAGUGGCGUUGUUUGGUGGUUCCUCUGCUGAACGGCGCAGAAAUAGAUGGAUCACUCAUCUGCUCCGUUGUUACGAGCGACCAACUAAAGCUGGUGAUGCCUUCCAAGGACGCCCGCAAACGCUUUGUUUACAACGAGUGUGCUUACGAAGAUGCCAUUGUUGUUCCGCUGUACAAAUCUAAACAAGUUUACUCAGUCUACCGGGUAACUAAAGAAACUCCUUCUACAAAAAUUGACUCUAAGAUCACUAAAGGCCUGAACUACAGUGAGUAUUUUAAAGGGAAAUACAAACUUGACCUCAGUGAAGAACAAUGUAUGCUCGAAUGCCGGCAUGUGCCUGCUGAACUGAACUGCCUGGCUCCAGUCCCAGAAAAGUUGAAGAAGCGUGGUGGAGAGCACCCUAGGCUGGCUCCUGAACUGUGUUACGUUCUACCUAUACCAGCACACCUGUACUUCCAAGCGUGCCUCUUGCCGUCCAUCCUGCAGCGUUUGAAUGGCUUGAGCUUAGCGUCCGAUCUGAUCACGAAGAUCGGACAAAUGAACAGCAACCUUCAAGGAACUCUGUAUGAAGGGAAUCGGGGCGUGCAGACUGUAACGCGCGUGAACCCAGACUGUACGCGGCUGCUUCAGUAUGACUGGUGCGAGCGAGCCAUCCGCGACGCACUGCAGCUCCACCCGUCGGGCAACUUGUGCGUGGCACUCGCGUGCAAAGAUGACAUGCGCUUCGAUUACUUCAACAACGUUGUGGUGCCGGGCCAUAACUCUGCUCUCGCUAUGGACGUCCCCAUCUUGCACGUACUGCAGGCGCUCACGCCGCUCAAGACGAUGGAUUGCUUCAACUUUGAACGCGUUGAAGUCCUCGGCGACAGCUUUCUAAAGUUCCAUUUAGGACAGCUGCUUUUCCUACAGUACCCUCAGUGGCACGAAGGCAAACUCACUGCCCACAGGUCGCAGUUUGUGUCCAACAGCACACUCUACAAGCUUGGCAAGAGAAUAGCGCUGCCUUCCUUCCUGCAGGCAACGAAGCUGGCGCCGCGAGAGAGCGGUCCUGCGCCAGGCUUCUCUGUGAAGCGCACCGUGAAGGAGACUCUCUUGCAGCGGGGGUUGUCUCAUGAGCGCUGGCAUUGCUACUCGCCCAGCGAUGCAGAAGACUCAUUGGACAAAUCUGACUGCGGCUGCUACGAUCCCUGGGCUGAGCAGUCCGUCCCUGACAAGAUGGUCGCGGACAGCAUGGAGGCGCUGCUGGGGUCCUGGAUGCUGAGCACAGGGCUGUGCAGCACCCAUCACCUGCUGCUGCUUCUGGGCUUCCCUGUGCACGCUUCCGUCCAGGUGCCACGAACUGCCAUCCUCCCGCACCUCAAUGACGACCAGGGUAAUGCUGACAGAGGGGUUUUGCGGCUCUACCACCAUUACAGGCUCGAACAACUAGAAAAAGACGUCCUCCACUACUCCUUCCGCAACAAGAGCUUCCUCUUGCAGGCCGUCACGCAUCCAACCUUCACUACAAAUAAGUUUACUGACUACUACCAACGGCUGGAGUUUUUGGGUGACGCGGUUCUCGAUUUCCUUGUGACUGGCCACGUGUUUGCGGCUGCUGGGGAGCUUUCUCCGGGCCGCAUCACGGACAUCAGAUGUCACUUCGUUCGCAACGACACUCUAGCCCACGCUUGUGUCAAGAGCGGCAUGCACAGGUUCCUGCAGCACCACUGUCCUACACUUCACGGCGUGGUUAAUAUCUUUGUCGAUCUUGUUGAACGGGAAAGCCGAAAUGGUGUUGCAUCUACCACUGAGUCAAACUUUGUGCCUGGAGCUACUGAAGCACAUGGUCCGUCAUCCGCAUUGAACAUGGAGAACGACGUACAGUCGCUCGAUCAAGUUGAGGUACCUAAAGCUUUGGGUGACCUGGUCGAAGCCAUCAUAGGUGCCGUCUACCUGGACUCGGACUUGUCCUUGGACAAGUGCUGGGAACUGAUACAACGUCUCAUGCCUGACCUGAAGAACGACCGCAAUUUUGCCGGCGUGGGUAUCGACUGCGUUCGCCUUAUGCAUGAGAAUGUCGUCAUUGAGAACCAAGAAAAAUUCAAUGAUGGCGGUUUGGCCGAAUUCAGGAUUAAGGUCAAAGGUUUAGAAUGGCUUACCGGCCGCGGGAAAAAUUUGCGGACCGCUAAGCAGGCAGCAGCGAAGCUCGUCCUGCAGCGCUUGUACGGCGAUAAGUGGGCCACCGCCGGGAAGUAGUUCCCAACCUGGGCGGCUGUUUUUGCUGAAGCUGUUCAUUUUCACGGUGUAGAUGUUGAAAAAUUUCAUUGAUUUCUUCAUCCAUAUAAAUUGAGUUGGUAUAGAGAAACUUAACGUCAAAAUUUAUAAAUAUUAAAGACGUUGAAUCAAUUCGUCUCUAGGGGAAAGAGAUAAUUCACCGAGAGCUAACUUGAGUUUGUGCAAUCCAGUUUUAUCGUUCAAUGCAAUGUUUUAAACUGAUUUUUGUGCCGUGCAUUCAACUAAUUAAUACUGACUGUGUUUUAAUAUUUAAAUAAUUAAAAAGCAGCAAGGAUCUAAUACUUCACUUGAUAAACGUAGGGCAGACUAGAGUUUUAUGUCUACGUCAUCGUGCUCCAUGUUGGUUUUGCUGAUGGUCACGAAUUAAAAUCGCCAGGUAAACAGGAUGCAUUAUCUUACUAUAUUUGUAUUCUUCACGAAUUGCUAGAUAUUUAAAUCGGGGUUAACAGGACAGCCAAAAUCGGCUAGGCUCCGGUGGUGUCGAGAAGCGUCAUGGCAGCUCGCCGAAGAUGUCGCACCGGUGGCGGUGCGACGUCUGGCCGUGAGCUGCAGCGCUGCACUACAACUCGACUCUGUCUGACCCUAGCCUAUCUUGGCUGUCCUGUUAUGUUCCUGAGCAUACAAGCUUUUAUUGGUUUAAAACUGUAUUAGCCUAUCUUGGCUGUCCUGUUAUGUCCCUGAGCACACAAGCUGUUUUUUUUGGUUUAAAACUAUUAGCCUAUCUUGGCUGUCCUGUUAUGUCCCUGAGCAUACAAGCUUUUUUUUUGUUUAAAACUGUAUUAGCCAUGAACCUUUUUAGGAAUAUUUAAGCAUUAUCAAUGUAUAACAUGUGAUGCCAUGUACCGAUCAAUAUGUGUACUUUUAUCCGGGUGUAGUUUUCAGUGAACUAUUAUUCACGCCUGCAUUAAGAAGCAUGAGUUUUUAAUGUAUUCCAUGUCUAUGAGUUUCUUUUUUACAAAGAUUGCCGAUUAUUCCUUGUUAUUCGUGGUUGUUAAUUUUUAUUACGUCUCCUAGCAAUGUAAACAUGGAGACCUAUAUGAGUAUAUCUAAAUAUCUAAUAAAUAAAAAUUGCCUGCUA
Molecule: messenger RNA, 5964 nt
Organism: Hyalella azteca
Lineage: Eukaryota; Metazoa; Arthropoda; Malacostraca; Amphipoda; Hyalellidae
Product: endoribonuclease Dicer
Exons: 13
Coding region: 219-4847 (1542 amino acids)
Biological process (GO): RNA processing
Molecular function (GO): protein binding; RNA binding; ribonuclease III activity
Source: RefSeq, a predicted model, not a curated record